AUGCUGCAAGACGACUGUGCACUCAUCGUCGACGUCCAAUCCGACACCUCCCCCAUCCAGGAUUUCAACCACCUCGUUCUGCUCCUACACGACAACGACUCAUGCGAACUGGUGUACGUCUGGCAGCUCGCUGGCUUCCAGAGUCGCUUGACGGCCAACCAUGAUCCUAUGAGCCAGGAGAAAUGGACAAUGUCAGGGGAUAACCCUCGACCCUACAACCAAGACUGGUCAAUCCGGCGCGAGCCACCCAAGUGUGGGACCUGGGCUCGCCCAAAGCUCAGGAGUGAGCGUCGCUUCUACAGUGACAAGCGUCCCGACAAUUCUUACAGCUGCAGCCGAUGCAGACUACGCCGUGCCAAUCAGAACGGCGGACGAGCAAAUCGUGAACGAAUCGUUGAUGAACCUUCUGAAGAUGCUGACAAUGCGUAUUCCAUCUGUGGUCUGUCGAUGGAGCUCUGGCCGGAGACCGUUUGA
This is a messenger RNA of Penicillium brevicompactum, 474 nucleotides long. RefSeq lists its product as uncharacterized. The transcript is spliced from 2 exons. The record is from RefSeq and is a predicted model, not a curated record. Lineage: Eukaryota; Fungi; Ascomycota; Eurotiomycetes; Eurotiales; Aspergillaceae. Bases 1 to 474 code for a protein of 157 amino acids.